GAAUGGCCCUGAGGGAAGGCCGGGCAGGGCCGGGCCCAGAUGGUUCCUGUUGAGGAAGCGGUGGGCACAGCUGCACGCCGCUACCCCGGCCCCCAGCCGUCCUAUCACCGUGACACAGCUGGCUGCCUCGCCUGCAGGCUGCGGGGAGACCUCCCCCACCGGCGCCUCCCCAGGCCCGCCCUGCAUCACAUGAGCCCCUGCAGCCUCCCGCCCCUUCCCCAGGCCGGCGGGCAGCGGCCGCUAGAAGGCCCAGAGCUGUCUGGGGGGCAGAGGCCUCCAGCGGUGAGAAAGCCAGCCUGGCCGUGGCGCCUCGUCUUUGCCUCAAGGCCCCACGAGGCCAGGAAGGGCGUGCACCGCCGUCCUUGGCCCCCAGAAGGCGGCCCGCCUCUCACCCAGCACCAGGAUUGUCUCCCAGAUCGACCUCCAGACCCAUGUCCCGGGCAUCCCCCUUGCUGGACAGCAGGCUCCCGGCGUCCACCAGCUGCUCAGUGCCCCGGGGUCCCAGGAAGAGUGGCCCAGUGGACAGGAAGGACAAGACAGCAACGAUGCCCGACUCGCCCACUGAGGUGAAGACUCAGCCCCGCUCCACACCCCCCGGCAUGCCGCCCCCACCGCCUGCUGCGUCCCAGGGGGCCACCCGGCUCCCCUCCUUCACGCCUCACACAAAUCGAGAGGACGGGCCCACGAUGUCCCUGCCCCACGGCCGUUUUCAUGGCUGCUUAAAAUGGUCUAUGGUCUGUCUUUUGAUGAACGGCAGUCACUCGCCGACGGCAGUCAACGGUGCCCCGUCCACACCCAGCGGCUUCAGUAAUGGCCCGGCCACCUCGUCCACGGCCUCGUUGUCCACGCAGCACCUGCCCCCGGCCUGCGGGGCGCGGCAGCUCAGCAAGCUGAAGCGCUUCCUCACCACCCUGCAGCAGUUCGGCAGCGACAUCUCGCCGGAGAUCGGGGAGCGCGUGCGCACGCUGGUGCUGGGGCUCGUGAACUCCACGCUGACCAUCGAGGAGUUCCAUUCCAAGCUCCAGGAGGCCACCAACUUCCCUCUGCGUCCUUUCGUCAUCCCCUUCCUGAAGGCAAACCUGCCCUUGCUGCAGAGGGAACUCCUGCACUGUGCGCGCCUGGCCAAGCAGACCCCCGCCCAGUACCUGGCCCAGCACGAGCAGCUCCUGCUGGAUGCCAGUGCCUCCUCUCCCAUCGACUCCUCCGAGCUCCUGCUGGAAGUCAACGAGAACGGCAAGAGGAGGACACCUGACAGGACCAAAGAGAAUGGGUCAGACCGUGACCCGCUGCACCCCGACCACCUCAGCAAACGGCCGUGCACCCUGAGCCCCGCCCAGCGCUACAGCCCCAGCAACGGACUGCCCCAUGCCACGCAGCCGCCGCAUUACCGCCUCGAGGACAUGGCCAUGGCCCACCACUUCCGGGACUCCUACCGCCACCCUGACCCUCGGGAGCUGCGGGAGCGCCAUCGACAACUCGGUGAGCAGUGCGCUGGGGAGCAGGGGCACGCAGGGGAGGCUCAGGGAGAGACAGAGCGGGGCAGAUACGCGGACACCACCUAGCCUUGUCUGUCCAGGAAGGAUGCCGAGGAAAUGGGUGUGGGGAGAGGAUUUGAGUGGGGUAGGCCCAGAGGGAAACCCCACCCUGCUGGGCUGUGCCCCUGAGCCUUAGGGAGGGCCAUCCUUCCCAGACCUCUGUCUUAGGGGUCUGACAUCCCCCACCCUCAGGGUCAGGGGCCUCCCUCCCCCAGGAAAGGGCUGUGGUUCAGAGGAGCCUGCCCCGGGGGCUGGGCAGGGAGGGGCAGGUACAGGGCCUGAGGGAACCUAGAGCGCACCUGGAGGGGCGCUGGCCGCCUGCCAGGUAUACACACAGGGUGUGCGGCCUGGAUGUGGCGUCAGGGCCAGCCCGGAAGAGACCCCCUGUCGGGCAGGGUGGGUGUGUGAGUCACCGUGCUGCAGCUCCUGCCUCCAGGCCACACCCACACACUGAGCCCAGGCACCCCAGGGAAAGGAAAUGCCCCCGAGACUCACGGGCCCUCAUUGAGCACCACUGACUAGGCACACCCUGUCCUGCUCUGUGUGCGGGAUGAGAGUGAGCCCCACAACUCUAGGACACGGGGUGAGCUGUGCACGGGGGAGGGAGAGGCAGGAGCCUGGCUCUCCGGGAGCAAAUGGGUCCUCUGAGCUGCACCAGUUCCCCACUGCGCGCCUUGGGUGUGCGGUGUGAGCGCCGGCCUCAGUCUCCUCCUAUGUCAGCUGGUCUAGUGGGAGUCCCACCCCUCGGGCUGGUGUGAGGAGAGUUCACACAGGGCCUGGCACAGGGGAGGGGCUGGUAUUGGUUACCAGAACCAUCACGGGUGGCAACAUGCUCUGACGUUGGUAGUACGUGGGUGUGAUGCAUGGGCAGGCCCGUGUCACAGAGGACGAGGCCCAGAAAACCAAAUGCACAUGCCCAAAGCCUUCUAGCCGUGUCUGCCUGACCUCCUGACCCCCUCUGUAUGGGGGACGAAGAGAUGACUGGGACCCUUCCACAACCUGGGGCCCCCGGCAUACUGGGGGGACAGCCUGGAAACAGCUGCCCCUGAGAGUCCCAGGGGACCAGUGGGGGGCCCAGAGGCAGGGUCAGCGAAGGCCUCACCCUGUACAAGGCCAUCUCCCCGCCCCCACCCUGCGGAAGCUUGCAGGGCCUAGGCCCAGGCAGCAGGUGACAGCGUCUGGCUCCCUGCAGCCGGGUCGGGCAGGUGCUAAUUCCCACCCGUUUCUGCUAAUGCAAAAAUAAACGCCAACUGUCAGGCAGAUCUCAGCCACUAUUUUGGUUGGGGCGUUGGCACGGGCCCUGGUGUCGCGGGUGGCAGGGCCGGGUGGUGGACAGUAGGCUGUGGCUGCUGCAUCUCUCUCCUGCUGCAGUUUGAGGAUGCAUUUCAGGUUUGGUGGGGCUAGGAGACCCUCAGGGCUGGAAAAGGCCUCAACAGAGAGACCCCACCCAGGAAGCACCGGUCAGCUCUGGGUCACCCAGCAUAGGCUUGGGGCACCACACCAGCGUGGGGCUGAGAGCAUUUGAUAGGUCAAACAUCUGUUGCAUCAGUGAAUUCCUCAGUUCGGGGUUGUUUUGUUUCUCAUUACCAGGCUCGGGGGGGGCACCCCACUGUUUCAGUCUCUGGAGCUGUACCAGCCAGCAGCUGAGGGCACAGUGGAGGCGCGGGCUGACCUUGGGUGACUUUGGGUAAUCCCAUCCCCGUCGCCAGCCUCGGUGCUCCCACCAGUCAGGUGGGAGUGAGGGUAGAACCCCCCCAUGGGGGGCCGUGCCCUCCUGUGCACCUCCGCAGAGCCCUCUCACACCCCGGCACGUAGGCAGGGUAGGGAAACUGACAGCGCAGUGAGGUGAGGGGCCCGGGCCCUGCAGGGAACAAGUGUUGGGGUGUCUGGUCUCCCAGGGGACCCCACUUGGACCCAGCAGAUGAGCCAGAGCACGGCCUCUUGCCCAGCUGGACUUCGGCCGGGAGACACAGCAGCCCUGCCCUGGGGACAGACGCAGCCCGUGGCAGGGACAGAAUAAACAAGGACACGGCCAGGCCAGGACUGUUUACGCCUGCAUACGUGUGGGGCCAAAUGACUUCGGAAGGGCUCGGGGCUGCUGAGGAGGGCACCUAGGACCUGGGCUUUGAGGGGUGUGUAGGAGUCCAGCCGGCUGAGAGAAAGCGGGACAGCAUGGGCUGAGCCAGGCGGCCGCCAGUGAGCCCCUGAGGGCUUUGGAGGAGUGACAAGGCCAUCAAAGUGGGGCCUGAGGCAGCUUCCAUGGGCAGCAGCGCAGAAAAACAAAGAUGUGCUGGAUUUGGAGACAGGGACGUAGGGGAGGGGUGGCCAAGCCUAGACUGAGGGAUGGGGGCCGGUCUCUUCCUCCCAAACACUGAGUAGAGGCCAGGCCUGUUCCUGACCUCCCCCCAAAGUCGGUGGAUGGAGGCUCAGUGCCCAGGGUCCCCCUGCUCACCCUUGUCCACUUCUCUCAGGCAGGCAAAGCCAAGCCCAAGGACAGGGCUUGGGGCGAGGGGCGGGGCCUGGGGAGCA
Molecule: messenger RNA, 4064 nt
Organism: Ailuropoda melanoleuca (giant panda)
Lineage: Eukaryota; Metazoa; Chordata; Mammalia; Carnivora; Ursidae
Gene: CBFA2T3
Product: CBFA2/RUNX1 partner transcriptional co-repressor 3
Exons: 7
Coding region: 432-1562 (376 amino acids)
Biological process (GO): DNA-templated transcription; negative regulation of DNA-templated transcription
Cellular component (GO): nucleus
Molecular function (GO): transcription corepressor activity
Source: RefSeq, a predicted model, not a curated record